GUUCACUUUAUCAACACCUUUACUCCUGACACAAAGAGAAAACAUCAGAAGCGUCUUUACAACACAAGAAGAUGGGUCUCCUGUCCAUCAUGGUGCUUUCACUGACUGUGUUGCUGCUUGCUGCAAACAGUUUCCCGCCUGCAGUGGACGAGACCCAACUAAAAAAUCUAGUUUCACAAGUCUUGAAUCUCUACAGACCAACAUACGAGUUCAAUAAUUCUAUGAAAACCCCCAUGUUCAGUGUGGUUGCGAGAAUCCCGUUCAACAGUGAAACUAAUCAGUAUGAUAUCAGCCAAGUCACUGAUGAUGCCAAUAAUGUAAAGGACACCAUCGUAGGUUGUGACGUUUACAAUGGAACAAAUAUACUGGCAGCCACAGUUUUAAGAUGGCCUGAUGUUGUGGCUCAGUGUCCGGAUGGACGUGAUCAGUGGACUAUAAGCAGCCAGGCUAGAACUUGGGCGGACGCGUACCGUCAGAAUACGAGGUCAUUUAAUAAAGGCACAGCUGUGCAUGCAGAGUAUCGUACUCUUCAGAACUUGCGUACUUGGCUCAACAAUCACAAUAUAGGACAAGACCUGUUGCUUAUUUAUGUCUAUGCUUCUCCAUGUGCUAAGAGAUGUACAAACAGAGACAAUAAGGGUAAUAUUCUGAAACUCUUAACAGACUACGUAGAGUUUAACCUAGUGUUUGUGUUUUCUAAAGUAUUCAAGCCUAGAAAUACCAUUAUACCUCCAGAGGAUCUACAGGAUGCUCUGAAGAACCUGGGGGGAACAAUUGGUCUGCAACGCAUAUUUCGUUGUGAUGAAGUGAAUGGUAGGAUAAAAUGUGUAAACUGUAGUAAUAAUACUGGAAAUAUUACUGGGUGGUGUUAUGAUGAUAAUCAACAGCCUGGCAAAAAAAGGCAAGGGGUAAACAGUAGGUGGGGCUCCCAUGAUUCAUUACAUGAACUUUAGCUUUACAGGAACAUGAGGUUUAUUUUUAAAAUAAUAUCUAAGUAUUUGUUAGUCAGCUGGGUCCAUGUCCAGUCUAGCUUCAUUUGAAUCUAACCCAAGCUAUUAGAAAUUAACUGAUUUCACUGACCAAGAAAUGAUGAUGAAAACUGCAUUUUAUAUUUCCUCAGGCUGUGUUUGUGUGAUAUUAAAGUUGGUUUCAUAAUCUGAAAUAUUAAAUGUGAAUUAAAAAGAAAUAAAUGAAAUCUAUGAUUUAAAAAAAAACGUUUCUGCUGUACUUUAUAUGUAUACUUUUCUAACAUUUGAUGUCCUUAAUUGUAAAUAAUUAAAUAAUUACUUAAUUAUUAUUGUAUUAGUAAUUACUGUACUUAAAUAAUUACUUAAAUUAAAAUGUACACAUUUGUUUGGUUUUAAAAAGCUGUUGGUAUAAAAUAACCCAGACUAUUAAAUGUAUUCAUUUCUUGAAAUUGCAGAGUUACUAUCAGAUUUUAUUUUAUUGAUUCAUAAUAUAUUCACAAUAAUGAUGUAUUUACUGGACUUUAUUUUUUAUGCCUUUAUUUUCCCUUCAGAAUAAAGCU
Molecule: messenger RNA, 1528 nt
Organism: Xiphophorus maculatus (southern platyfish)
Lineage: Eukaryota; Metazoa; Chordata; Actinopteri; Cyprinodontiformes; Poeciliidae
Exons: 4
Coding region: 72-953 (293 amino acids)
Source: RefSeq, a predicted model, not a curated record